AGCGGAAGCGGCACAGACGAGACUGUCAACUGUCAAAAGGCUAAAUAAUUGGCGGCAAAUGACGUCUUCCGCCCACACUCAAAAUGGCCGCCGGCCGGGGCGCGCAUGCGUUGGGAAACCAGCGCGCGCUGCCCCCGAGAGCCGAUCUAAUCGAUAGUGCAUAGAACAACAGCCUGUUGUGCUUGUGCUCCACGAAUUUUCUCGUCUGUCUCGUAAAUUCCGCGUUCUCGGGUCGAAGUGAGGAGUGAGAGACUGCAGCAUCAGUCAAGGUGUCGGUGGCAAGCAGUGUCCUACCUGGAGCCAUCACCAUGAAGAUCCUGGCUCCGGACGGUCCGGACAUCAGUCCCGUUGACUCAUCGGGCGGGUGGCACGGCGCGGCGUGGUGGGUGGCGGUGUGCGGCGGCGCGGCGCUGCUGGCGGCUGCGCUGGCGGCGCUGGGCUGCUGGGUCGCGCGCCGCCGGGCCAACCUCGCUAACAAACUCGGCAGCAAGCGCGGUCCGGACAAGGCGCUGGUGUUCCAGCCGCCGCGGCGCGCCACCGCCGUGCGCUCGCCCGGCUCCACCACGCACUACCUGCGCAAGUCGCCCUCGCCCACCGCGCCCUCCGCGCCGCAGCCGCCCGCCGACCCGAACCAUCCUGUCACGCCCAGUGUUACCUCAGCAGCCAACAGCCCCACGUCGGAGUCUCUGCCGCCGCUCAGCAAGGAGCUCGGGGACGCGCACCUCACGGAGAAGAGCAACAAGAUGGCCGACGAGCCCGCCCCGAACGACGGCAAGCUGGGCGACCUGCACUUCAAGCUACGGUACGAGGCGGAGAAAGCGGCGCUGGUGGUGUCGGUGGUGUCGUGCCAGGGGCUGCCCGGCCGGGAGCCCGCCGGCCCCGACCCCUACGUCAAGCUGCAGCUGCUGCCCGACAAGCAGCACAAGGUUAAGACCAGGGUGGUGCGCAAGACGCGGUGCCCGGUGUACGACGAGGACUUCACGUUCUACGGCAUCGCGCCCGCGCAGCUGCCGGCCAUCACGCUGCACUUCGUCGUGCUCUCCUUCGACAGGUACUCCCGCGACGAGAUAAUCGGCGAGGUGGUGGCGCCGCUGAGCCAGCAGCAGCUCGGCUCCGGCGACCCCGCCGCGCUGUGCCGCGAGAUACAACCACGACAUGCCAAGAUGCGCAGCGUGGGUCGCGGCGAGGUGCUGGUGUCGCUGUGCUGGCAGCCGGCCGCCUCGCGCCUCACCGUCGUGCUGCUGAAGGCGAGGAACCUGCCCAAGAUGGACGUCACCGGACUCGCUGACCCCUAUGUGAAGAUGUACCUACUCUACAACGGGCAGCGCAUCGCCAAGAAGAAGACGCACGUGAAGAAGCGCACGCUCAACCCCGUGUUCAACGAGUCGUUCGUGUUCGAGGUGCCCGCCGCGCCCAACGCCUCGCUCGACCACGUGAGCCUCGAGCUGCUCGUGCUGGACUGGGACCGCGUCACUAAGAAUGAGGUGAUUGGUCGGCUGGAGCUGGGCGCGGCCGGCGCGGGCAGCACGCGGCACCACUGGCGCGAGGUGCAGGCCGCGCCGCGCCGCCAGAUCGCCGACUGGCACAAGCUCAAGGAGUAACCGCCUACUCACUCCUGUCUGCCUGGUACUUUCUCUCCAACCACUUCUUGUUCUGUUUCGGAAAUGAAAUGUUAACUUCCUCACAACUUCGUCUACCUGGUUAUUUGUGACCUAUUUUUAUGUUCAUUAUAUUUUUUCUAAUCUGGUUACUUCUUACGGGAUUAAUGGCAUUUGCUGCCUACCGAAUUUGUCAAGGUAAAUGAUCUCAUACUACUGAAAGAUAACUCAUGUUUAUUAAUAUUAUCAAAUACUUAUCUGACUUAAUUAUCAUUUUCGUAGAUCCUACUUACUACUGUUAACAUUAAUUUUAAGUUUUGGAAGUUUUGUGAAGUUAUCUUUUACCAUCUGACCUACCAGCUUUUGCAACCAAUUCUUAGUUAUUAAAUCCCCUACUUUCUUGCAUUUCCCCAAGAAUCAGGGGACUGUAUUCUGUUUUAUUAUAAAUCCAUUUUCACCUAUUGUUAUACAAACCUCUUAUAGUUUUAUGGCAGCUUGUAUUUAUAUAAAACUUUAUAGCUGCUUAUCAGUAAGUAUUUUAUUUUUAAAGAUCUUACUUUGAGUCUGAAUUUUGGGAAUUGGGAGAAGUUACGUACUCGUAAAUGUCCUAUUUAUGCAAAGUAAUUAUAAAUAUUAUUCAGCAGAAAAGGCAUGGUACAUGAACAAUACACGGUUUGAAUACCAUCAAUAAAUCAGAGGUUUCAUUUACCAAUUAAGUUACUUAAUUGAAAUAAGUGGAAAUAUUUAAAUUUACUUUAAAGAGGUUACCUCAGAGUUUUACCCUAGGCCCGCUUCUACUUACUAACGAAAAAUACGAAAGCAAUUUAUUAGGUCCCUCUAGCUAACAUUUAUCACAGUGUACUCAAACGAAAUUAUAGUUACUGACUUGAUCAUUCUUAUUAUAAUUUAGAAGAACUCAAAUAAAUAUUUCUAUAUAAAUUGAAUCGGUUUUAAAUAGUUAGUGUGAUUUUGUUAUGUUUCACUUAUUAUUGUUGCACUUCAAAUAACGUUAUACGAUUAUAAUUACUUAACUAAUAAAGAUUGGCUGAGCCAUUUAACGUAUUGGCAAAAAAGAUGGAGAAAUUGUAGAUUAAAAAUACUUAUAUUAUUUAGGUAGAACUAAUUAUAUACUUGUUUUAAUUUUCAUAUUUUUUGUAUGAUACGAACGAAAGUAGUUUACAAGGAAAAUAAACAUUAGGUGUUAGCUGUUUAAUUUGAAUUGGUUCAUUUAUGCCUACUUAGCCGGUACUAUGAUUUCAUAGCGCACACAGUGUCUCAACUAAUAUUCCCUAAAGAGUAAAGUAUAUUUUAAAGAACGCAGAGAUUAGCUGUAACAACAUAUAUUUUGUGUCAUCUAUACUUAAUAACAUAUCCAUAGAUAUGUGUAAGGAACUCAGUGUAAGUAACGAAACAUCGCAGAAUAUUGUAAAAGCAUACUUAGGUAAUGUUCAAAUUGAGUUGUAGGGAAUUUGCAUCCACCUUAGUUUCAGUUUUUAAACAAAUGCAAAUAAUAUUCUCAUUCUCAAAUUAAAAACCAUGAAAGAUAAGAUAAGGGCAACCACUGAUGCGGAGUAAUGUAAACCCUAAAAUACAUACAGGCGAAUAAAAUUGAGAUCAUCUUAAUUUUUUUCGAAGUUUGUUCAUAACUACCUAUCUCAUAUCUUCAUGGUUAAAUUUCUGUUGUAAGGAUAGUCGAAUUACUCUAUUUUAUAAUAACUGUAGGUAAAUACUUAUAAUUAUUUGAUAUAUGAUAUGUAAGUAUAUUAUGUAUUGCUUGAAGAUUUGAAAAGCUCAUAGCUAUUAUUAAAACGACAACUUUGGGUUUUUGACAUAUUUAGGUAAUAAGUAUAUUACUUUUAGAUUUAGAUUAUGUGCCAUUUAAUUGCAAUCGUCAUUUUAUUUCAAAGCAAUCCAUCACUCUCAUCGACUCAUCUUAAAUAAUUAAAGUGUAGUUUUGCUCAUUACUAUGAUCAUAAGUAGUAAGUCAUUCGACCGUAUUUUAAAAUUAUUCUAUGUAAUAUCUAUUACGUAUACAUGAGCACUGGAUAACAUUACAAAAAAUAAUUAUGCAUAGAAACUAUAGGUAGAGAUACCUAUAAAUAAAGUAUGUAGACAAUAAGACUAUUAUUUGGGCACAUUAGGCCCGAUCUCAACUCAAACAUUCCAGAAAUUAGUAGUUGUAAAUACGAACGCUUUGGUAAUAUUGCAUUUCAAUCAUUAUAAUUGUUACGAGUAAAAUUUAUAUACGUAUCAGAAGAUAUACCUGUCUGCACUAAUUGAAAACUAAGGUCUUUUUAUAAUUUGUUUCCCAUAUCGAUGUCUAGGCGUUAAAAUCAAUGUUGUGUCUUCUUGCGUAUUUUAACUUUUGUGUACGUACCAUAGAUUUACGAAAGUUAAGAUACGCCCACCGUUAUCGAUGAUGCUAUAGUAAUAAAUGUAUUUAGAAGUGUCACUGUCGCGACCUGCACACAACGUCUAUCAUCAACACCACAUCUGAUUUGUAUACUAAGAGGAUUUUAGUAAAUAAAUUAUUGACUGGUGCUUUCACAAUAAA
This is a messenger RNA of Plutella xylostella (diamondback moth), 4152 nucleotides long. The record is from RefSeq and is a predicted model, not a curated record. Lineage: Eukaryota; Metazoa; Arthropoda; Insecta; Lepidoptera; Plutellidae.